AUGUUUUUUUCUCAUAACUUUAUUCUUGGUAGAAAAACUGACCAAGCCACGGAGAACCCUGUUUCCUCCCCUGCCACAAUAAUUGCAGAUGAAAGUCAACACAAAUCACCCGAUAAGGUGGAGAAAUCGAUCGAAAUACCAACUGAAACUGAAGUAGUGGUCGAGGCAAUUGCGACAGGAAAGCCAAAUUCUUCAGUAAAACUUUCUCCACCAAAGAAAAAAGCUCAGUCACCUAUAAAGAUAUCCACUCCCAAAAAGAUUACAGCUAUUGUGUCAUCAUCUCAGCAAGUCUUUAGGUCAGAUACUGUCGACAUUGAUGAUCCUAAUUCGAAAAUUCCCACACCUAAGACGUCAACCAAGUCAAGUCCUAUGAAAUUGUUUGCUGUCAAACGUACUCCAAGAAAACAUCAAGUAUACGGGGACAAACCACCUCCAGCAGACGUACCCCUCGAUCGCUCCACUGUGACACUUCGUUCUCUCUUAAAUUGGGUUCCCGUCAAUAAACCACCCCCUAGAAUUCGAGACAUUAAUCCUAAUCCGCCAUCAUCUAAAAUAGACUCGUCAAUUCAACAAAAGUCUCCUACUCCUUCCCUAGUGAUAAAUAAGAAGCAAGAUGAGCCUCACAUCGAAGAUCAGGAUACUUCUAAUGAGGCUAUCGAUCCACUAGCUCCACAAUUAUGCCUUGAUGCUGAUGGUAACAUUGUUCUUGACGAACGGAGUCUCCAGGUUGAAAAACCGGUUGAUGAGUCGACUAUUGCCAGAAUACACGUUGCUGAGGAAGCAGGUCUCUAUGGUACUACUUAUAACAGCUUCCGUCGGAAACCCAUUCAACGUCGUGGCCGAAAGUGGACUGAAAAAGACACGACGAGGUUUUAUCGAGCUCUGAGUACAAUUGGGACGGACUUUUAUUCAAUGACUAAACUUUUUCCUGAUAGAUCCAGAAAUCAGCUCUUGAAAAAGUUUAAACGUGAAGAGAGACUUUUCCCGCAUCUUGUGGAUGACGCUCUGAAAAACAAAAGGAAUUACGAUAUCACCGUAUUUUACACCUCUGAAAGCGAAGAAGAAAAUUACGACAAACUCACCAAAGAAGCUAUUAAGGCAAAGAGAAAGAGCAAAAGCAAGCGUACGUCCGAACCCAAGCCUCGUUCCACUUGCGACAUUUCCGCUUUGAUAGAUGAAGUUCUUGCCAGGCACGCAGCCACUGAAAAUAAUGCUGACAACAAUAUGGAGGAAAGGGAGGAAGAAGACGUUGGUGAAGGCGAAACUGGCAGUGAUGAAUCAGAGGAAGAAGUGAUUCCGCUUAAAAGACCUCGAAUGAGUCCCGAAGAUCGGAGGAGGAGCCUUGAGAAGUCCAAUCGAGUUAGUUUGAGUGACAUGAUUGAAAAGACAGCUGCUGAAGUUGCUGCUUCUGAUAGCAUUUCUCAAUGA
This is a messenger RNA of Rodentolepis nana, 1428 nucleotides long. The record is from the annotation of a GenBank genome assembly. Lineage: Eukaryota; Metazoa; Platyhelminthes; Cestoda; Cyclophyllidea; Hymenolepididae.